UUGACUUAAAAAUAAAAAUAAGUUGGAGAAAAAAGAAUAGUAGGUUAGGGGCGUAAAUUUUUAGAAAUAUAAUAUUAUAGUAUAUUAAGAGCUACUUCUAAUAGUUGUUGUUAUCUAAAUUUGUAAAGUAUGAUUCGUUUUAUUCUCAUCCAAAAUAGAGCUGGUAAAACUCGCCUUGCUAAAUGGUAUAUGAAUUUUGACGACGAUGAGAAACAAAAACUAAUCGAAGAGGUGCAUGCUGUAGUUACUGUACGAGAUGCCAAACAUACCAAUUUUGUAGAAUUCCGAAAUUUUAAAAUAGUAUACAGGCGUUACGCUGGGCUUUAUUUCUGCAUUUGUGUUGAUGUUGGCGAUAAUAAUCUCGCUUACUUAGAAGCCAUUCAUAAUUUUGUAGAAGUGUUAAACGAAUACUUCCACAACGUUUGUGAGUUGGAUUUAGUCUUCAACUUUUAUAAAGUAUACAGUGUGGUUGAUGAAAUGUUUUUGGCUGGAGAAAUUCGGGAAACAAGUCAAACCAAAGUUCUAAAGCAACUCUUGGUAUACAAUUCUCUGGAAUGAUCAGUUGUUAUAAAUUCAUUGUAUGAAUUUCCCGUUGAAACAAACUCUUGUUGGUGUGUAGUAAUGCAAAAUUCAUUAACUAUUUACAGUUUCGUACUAUUUCAGUGUCUGAGUAAAGAGUGUUUUAAGUACAUAGUUAUUUACAUUCCAUCUGUGUCACGAAACAUGAGUGUUAUAGACAUGGCCUUCUUCCCAACUGACAUAUUGUUUUCUCUUGUAUUGAAAAUUUGGUGUUUUUCUGAAAUGAAUGUGUUAAGAAAGUUUAUAAAAUUUUGAAUAUUGUUAUUUUAAACAUUUCAAUGCAUUUUGUUAUUUCUGUUCAAUAAACAUAAAUUGACAAGUGUA
Messenger RNA from Parasteatoda tepidariorum (common house spider), 903 nucleotides. RefSeq names its product adaptor protein complex 2, sigma subunit (gene AP-2sigma). Lineage: Eukaryota; Metazoa; Arthropoda; Arachnida; Araneae; Theridiidae. Gene Ontology annotation, molecular function: clathrin-cargo adaptor activity. The record is from RefSeq and is a predicted model, not a curated record. Gene Ontology annotation, biological process: clathrin-dependent endocytosis; intracellular protein transport. Gene Ontology annotation, cellular component: membrane coat; AP-2 adaptor complex.